AACCCUUCCAUCAUCCCCCUUUUCCGACCUCCGAUCACCGGUCACAUCCUUUUCCGAGGCUAAUCUCUUACAGAACUGGCCAACUUUCAAGAAGCUCUGGAGGAUUCCGGCAACGGGAGCGUGGUGCUCUCCCUAUACCAUGCGUUAAGCUCUCGUGACGUCCAAGUCGUAAACAAACUCUUAGCUCCUGAUCUCGAGUGGUGGUUUCAUGGCCCUCCGUCUCAUCAGUUUAUGAUGCGAUUGCUCACCGGAACUGAUAAAGAAAUCACCGACUCCUUUGAAUUCGUGCCUCUUUCGAUUGACGCCUUCGGAUCUACAGUCAUCGUCGAAGGCUGCGAUCAACGCCGUGAUAUCUCCUGGAUCCACGCCUGGACUGUCAACUCGCAUGGGAUAAUCACACAGGUUAGGGAAUACUUCAACACUUCCCUCACUGUCACUCGGUUCCUUAACUCUACCAAACCUGUUUCCGUUACUUCGUUACAUUGCCCUUCCGUUUGGGAGAGUAGCCUCGCUAAUCGCAUCGGAAAAUCUGUUCCUGGUUUAGUUUUAGCAAUAUAAAAUAAGGAUAACAUCAGUUAAUAAGAGCAAAUCAAAGUCGUGGUAUCCUGCCUCUGAGAGGAUGUAAGAUAUUCACGGCUAGUUUAUGUGGUUAUCAAUUUCAUUUUCUGCUAGCUGUGUUUGAGAAUAAGUGUAAUACAUCAUGUUGAUGCUACCCUAUUUGUGUUCAAUCUAUUUCGUUGAUAUAAAAUCGUAUGUUUGUUUUA
Lactuca sativa (garden lettuce) is the source of this 764-nucleotide messenger RNA. Its product is annotated as wound-induced protein 1. The record is from RefSeq and is a predicted model, not a curated record. Lineage: Eukaryota; Viridiplantae; Streptophyta; Magnoliopsida; Asterales; Asteraceae.